Molecule: messenger RNA, 989 nt
Organism: Papaver somniferum (opium poppy)
Lineage: Eukaryota; Viridiplantae; Streptophyta; Magnoliopsida; Ranunculales; Papaveraceae
Exons: 3
Coding region: 115-672 (185 amino acids)
Source: RefSeq, a predicted model, not a curated record
AGUUUUUAAUAAAUAGUGGUACUAGUAGCGGAAAACGCUUAUUCGUGUUUUCUGCUUCUUCUUCAUCAUCAUCUUCUCUAUAAUCUUCGAGAGAGAUUUGCUGGAUCUCUGAAAAUGGCUUCAAAACUACUGUUGGUUCUAGUAUUCAUCCUUGAUCUCAUAGCUUUUGGUCUUGCUGUUGCAGCUGAACAAAGAAGAAGCACUGCCAUUGUCGUUCAGGAUAAAGACAAAAAUUAUGACUACUGUGUCUAUGACUCGGACAUCUCCACCGGCUUGGGUGUUGGCUCAUUUUUGUUCCUCUUGGCUAGUCAAAUUCUUAUAAUGGUGGCAAGCAGAUGCUUUUGCUGCGGUAAAUCUCUAAGACCUGGUGGUGCAAGAGCAUGGGCAAUCCUCCUAUUCAUUGCUUGCUGGGCAACAUUCUUUAUCGCUGAAAUAUGCUUGCUUGCUGGGUCCGUGAGGAAUGCAUACCACACCAAGUACAGGAAUCACUUUGCAGUCGAGAAGUAUUCUUGCAACACCGUGAGAAAGGGAGUGUUUGGAGCAGGUGCAGCUUUCAUUGUAUUCACAGGGAUACUAACAGAAAUCUACUAUGUUUGCUAUGCAAGAGCGAAGGAUGGUUUCCAAGCACCCUAUGGCAGAGAUACUGGAGUUGGUAUGGGCACCUACAGCUAAUCCUACUUAGCCAGACCACCCAAACAAUUAAGAAAAGCAAAAACAUAGUAAUGUGAAGACUUAGAUUGUUCCGAUUUCUAGAUAGUACUUAUUUUGAGUUGCCAUUUCAUAUAUGCACGUUCAUGGGGAAAUAGAAAGUAUGAUGAAGACAUGUUAUGUGUAAUUUUUGUUCUCUCUGUGUGUUCUUUAUUUUUAUACCCUGAGAUCAGAUGGGAUGAUGUUAUGGUUGUUGUCGUCACGGAUUGGUUCAUUCAUUUUUAUAAACACGAUACUGCUCUGAGAAUUGUUAGUUUUUCAUAACUAUUUUGUUGAUCCUA